Engraulis encrasicolus (European anchovy) is the source of this 789-nucleotide messenger RNA. RefSeq lists its product as uncharacterized. The transcript is spliced from 8 exons. The coding region runs from base 1 to 789 and encodes 262 amino acids. The record is from RefSeq and is a predicted model, not a curated record. Gene Ontology annotation, molecular function: nucleic acid binding. NCBI's taxonomy places the organism in Eukaryota, Metazoa, Chordata, Actinopteri, Clupeiformes, Engraulidae. Gene Ontology annotation, biological process: DNA integration.
AUGGACAUCUUCCUGACACAUGGCUCUCCUGAGGUUAUCUUGACUGACAGAGGCCGUGAGUUCUGGAACCACGUCAACAUGAGUCUCUUCGACAGGUGCGGGGUGAAACACCGCAUGACUAGUGCCUAUCAUCCACAGACAAACGGAUUGGACGAAAGGACUAACCAGACCUUGAAGCGAGCCAUUGGGAAGACUCUGGAAGGUAGUCAGGAAAGGUGGGAGGACAACCUGAAAGAGAUUGCCAGUGAUACUCCUGAGGCUGAGGUUGUCGCGUCUGUUGAUGAGGACGAUGUUUCAGCGUUUAUGUCCAGUCGAGCUGAGAAAGAUGCAGCUGUAUUUGACCAGGUGCGUGACAACAUCCAGAAGGCCCAGGAAAGGCAGAAAUCUUCCUACCGGAAGAAGAGCAAAAAGGGAGUGAAGCGUUUCACGGUCACUCCUGGCAUGGUGGUCCUGAAGAGGAACGAGCGGAAACGUGGCAGACCUGGUAUGACCAUGCUUCCUGAUUGGUCGUCCACUGAGUACAGGGUCAUCAGUGUGGACAACAUCCUCGUCCAGCUGGAGACCAUGGACGGUCAACCACUCGACGCUUCAGUGAAGCCUCUGCGGGGGCAGCCUGACAUGUCCACAGACAGAGCUGUUGGAAUGACAUCUGCUGACAGCUCAGAUGUUGUGGACAACACACUUCAGGUGACAGGCAUCGCAAUCGCUUCUGUGUCUGCUCAGGCAGAGACUGGGGAAUCCAGUGAUUCACCCAUCUCUAAGGUCGAGCAAGACACACAAGAGGUAUAA